Messenger RNA from Funneliformis geosporum, 308 nucleotides. Lineage: Eukaryota; Fungi; Glomeromycota; Glomeromycetes; Glomerales; Glomeraceae. The record is from the annotation of a GenBank genome assembly.
CUUAUGAAUCACAAAUAGACUUGAAUAAUGAUAUAGAGGUAAAAAUAGAGCCAGGUGUGGAAACGGAAGAUAAAUCAUUUAAUGAUUUGGACUUGCAGGCAGAAAAUGACUCUGAUGAUAUAUUAUCUCCAACAAAAAUUGAAACAUAUCGUAAGAUAUACAUGAAAGAACCGAUAGAAAAUGAAGAAGAUGAGACCGAAACAAACAAAAAAAAGCUCAAAAAAGAUCUAGAUAUUCAAGAUGAUCAGUCGUAUCUUCAUAAGCUUAUUACUAUGAAAUGUUGUAAAGCAAAUUGUUUUAAUACUAAG